Microsporum canis CBS 113480 is the source of this 4338-nucleotide messenger RNA. RefSeq names its product SHREC complex subunit Mit1. Gene Ontology annotation, biological process: negative regulation of transcription by RNA polymerase II; chromatin remodeling. Gene Ontology annotation, cellular component: nucleus; chromatin. The transcript is spliced from 6 exons. The coding region runs from base 1 to 4338 and encodes 1445 amino acids. Gene Ontology annotation, molecular function: ATP hydrolysis activity; DNA binding; ATP binding. The record is from RefSeq and is a predicted model, not a curated record. Lineage: Eukaryota; Fungi; Ascomycota; Eurotiomycetes; Onygenales; Arthrodermataceae.
AUGCGGCCAUUCCAGGAUCUCGCUAUCUCCUUUUCAGGAUCAGAUUCUGAUGAGGAGACGGCGAAUUUCAUCCUAAGUCAGUUCACGGCCAUAAACCCAACCGCGCCUCUUACAAAACCGCAAACCACGCACUUGGUCCCAUACGUUGAGAUUCCCAAGAAAGACCUGAACGAAGAUGACUAUCCAUAUCUACCUGGCCAUUCGAUAGUGAAGUAUAUAAGGUCUAAGGUGGAAGACCUUUCUUCGGAUUCUUACGAAGUCGCGCUCAAAAGCGGUGAUAUUGAAGUGCUGUCAUCUAGUAAAAUUCGAUCUCUUAAAGGUGGUCCCGAGGCGCUGUCAUCAUUCAUAUCUCAAGAUGCCUAUUCUACAUCAGAGUCCCCGUCUACUAGCAGCUCGGAGGAUGAGCUUAUUUCAACCCACCCGACCAGACGACGCUCAAGGAGGUCCGAAGCCAUUGGUUCUAAUAACGAGCCUCUACGGCCUAGAAGCCUCCGUCAAAGAACUCUGGCGAAGGUCAACUAUUUAAUGCGCCUCGACAGCGUUGAAUCUGAAUAUUUCGGUACAAAGAGAAGGUCGAGCAGGCUGAAUACCCGUCGUAGUCGAUCGAGUGAUAACCUUAUUGAAAUCAACAGUGAUGAUUCUAGUGAUAACACCCAAAGAAGGUCGCGUGCAAAGAGACGAAAGAUUUCAAGCCUCCCGCAACGGGAAUACCGGAGCGGAGUACGAACAUCACAGCGGCAGCGGAAACAUGUCGGUAGCAUGGCCGAAAGGCUAGAAGAUGACAUUUCCGAAGUCGAAGUGGUACAUAAGGAGACUAAAUACUCAGCUGCACAAGAAAAGUUCGUCAAGUUGCCAAAAGAUGACCCCUUUAGACUUCGUCACCAAUCCGCAUGCAGGGUUUGUUAUACCCCGGGGGACAGCUCCGAAAAAGGGGUUCUAGUCUACUGUCAAGGUUGCACGGACGCAUAUCACCAAGUGUGCCUCGGAUCCCGAGGCCAACGGGUUCAUCUAGUCAGCAAAAUAACUUCUAAUUAUUUUGUUCUACAGUGCCGUCACUGUCUUGGGCUAGUUCGCGACAAAGAUCCUUUGGCUCCUCACAAUGGUAACUGCACCAACUGCAAAUCUCCAGGCAGAAUGGCUAAACCAUUAAGGCCGCAUUUGACGACAAAACAGGAACAUAUGCGGCGGGAAGAGAACGGCGGAGAGGAUCCCUGUCUCGAUAUAGAUCAAUCCCAACUAAGCUUGCCAGAGAACGUCAUGUUUCGUUGUGAUUCAUGCAAACGCAGCUGGCACAUGCACCACUUGCCUAGGAAAUCUGGAACUACCUAUACUAUCGAUGAUAGCCUGGAAGAAGCUGAGUUGUCUGAUAAGCGAUUCAAGGAGUAUUCUCGCCGCUGGACUUGCAAUGAAUGUGCCAACCUUCCCGGGGAGAUUGAAACUUUGGUUGCUUGGCGGCCGGUAAAUAUAGACAGCUAUAUUCCAGGACGAACCUCUAAUGAGGUCCAAGAAGAAGCAAAAGAGUAUUUAAUAAAAUGGCGGAAACUUUCUUACUUUCAAACUUCGUGGAUGCCAGGGCCCUGGGUUUGGGAAAUCGCGGCUACAUCUACACGUAAGGCAUUCAACAAAUCGGAAAAUGGACAAAAACCCCAAAUGACGUCUGGAGAUGCAAUUCCCGAGGAUUAUCUCCAUGUGGAUAUCGUCUUUGAUGUUAGAUAUUCAAAUGUCGUCUCUGAGCGAACCCUCGAGAUAGAUCUGGCUCGAGUUGACGAAGUUGAGAGCGCUUAUGUGAAGUACAGAGGUCUUCCUUACGAAUCUGCAGUCUGGGAGAAACCGCCAGACCGAAAGGAUUCUGAAAAAUGGCAAAGCUUCCAGGCAGCAUACGAAGAUUGGGUUGUAGGGAAUCAUAUUCAAAUUCCUAAGCGCGGUGUCUUGAAAAGGCACCUCGAGCAUGUUCGUUCCAAGGAUUUUGCAAAGCACUGGGUACAUGGCCUUAAUUGGGUCUAUUUCAUGUGGUAUAAACAACAAAACUCCGUGCUUGCAGAUGAGAUGGGCCUGGGCAAGACUAUUCAGGUCAUUUCCUUCUUCGCCACGCUAAUCCAAGAUCACAACUGUUGGCCUUUCCUAGUAGUUGUUCCAAACUCGACCUGUGCAAAUUGGAGACAGGAAAUAAAAAGAUGGACUCCGAGUCUCCGAGUUGUUACAUGUUAUGGAUCAGCAGCCGCUCGGAAAAUUGCUCAAGAUUAUGAAAUGUUUCCCCGUGGUUCCCAAGGACCUUCAAUGUCAUAUCGUUGGACACCCUUGCAGAACAAUAUCCGUGAAUUGUUCAAUAUCUUACAUUUCUGUGACCGCUCCAAUAAAGCAGCUGCUCUAGAGGAGGAAUUCAAGGAAAUGACAAACGAGAAUGUCAACAAACUGCAUGAUAUGAUCAGGCCAUAUUUUCUACGACGAACCAAAGCCCAGGUGCUCUCAUUCCUCCCACCGGUUGCGCAAAUAAUAUUGCCCGUCUCAAUGACGAUCGUGCAGAAGAAACUAUACAAGUCGAUCCUUUCCAAAAAUCCACAGCUAAUUAAGUCUGUGUUUAAAAGUUCUGGCCCGGGUUCAACUCUCAAGCAGAGUGAACGUCACAACUUAAACAAUAUCUUGAUGCAGCUUCGGAAAUGUUUGUGCCACCCCUUCAUUUAUUCGAAGGCUAUCGAAGAUAGGGGCGUCAAUUCCACUUUGCUACAUCGAAAUAUGGUCGAGGCGUCGUCUAAGUUACAACUUUUAGAACUCUUACUUCCCAAGCUGCAGGAGCGAGGGCACCGUGUUCUGAUAUUCAGCCAGUUUUUAGAUUUUUUGGAUAUCGUGGAGGAUUUUUUGGACGGCCUUAGCCUUGAGCAUCUUCGUCUUGAUGGCAGGAUGAACUCAUUACAGAAACAAAAGAAUAUAGAUGCGUUCAAUGCUCCGGACUCUGAAUACUUUGCAUUUCUACUUUCCACCCGGGCUGGUGGUGUUGGGAUCAACCUUGCAACAGCAGACACCGUUGUCAUUUUGGAUCCUGAUUUCAAUCCACAUCAAGAUAUACAGGCAUUGUCGAGAGCUCAUCGCAUUGGACAGAAAAAGAAAGUUAUGGUUUUCCAGCUUAUGACCCGUGGGUCUGCUGAAGAGAAAAUCAUGCAAAUCGGGAAAAAGAAGAUGGCACUGGACCAUGUCCUUAUCGAGCGUAUGGAUGCAGAUGAUGACGACGAGGUUGAUACGGAGGCCAUCCUCCGCCAUGGAGCUGAAGCCUUGUUCGAAGAUGACAACACUGAGGACAUCACUUAUGAUUCGCAAUCUGUUGACAAGCUUAUUGAGCAAAGUGAAGUCGAAAAUACCAAGACCGGGGAUGACACUUCCGCAGAGUCACAGUUUAGUUUUGCCAGAGUCUGGGUUAAUGAAACAAUGGAGAACGCGCUUGGUGACGCUGAAUCUCCACCGCCAAGUAAUACUUUAUGGGAGAAGAUCCUUAAAGAACGAGAAAAAGAAGCAGAGCAAGAAGCGAGGGCCAAAGCACAAGCAUUCGGUAGGGGCAAACGUAAACGCCAGGCUAUCAACUAUAGGGGCCACGACAGGAAUAAUGUUGGGGAAAAUGACAGCGAUGUUGAGUUUGUUUCUAACGCAAAUUCUGGAUCUGAUAGUGAUGGCAGUGGAGCGACGGGGAAAUCAGAGAUAUUCCAGAAACCCGCAGCUCGGCCCUUUAAACGCGCCAGCAUUGCAUAUCCUACUGCAAACGAGGGUGCUCAAACUAAUACAGAGGAACAGCACCCUUGUAUUGCGUGCGAUCACAUUCACCCGGUUGGCUACUGUCAAUUGAGACUUGCCGGUGUUGAGCACUGCGGUCUCUGCGGGAUUGCACACCUCGGCCACCUACGAACAUGUCCACAUCUGCAAUCUGAGCUACAGGUUGCAUCUAUGCUUGGUUCGCUCCGACAGAGUACAGAACCAAAGCCCCUUGUUGAAGCGGCUACAAAGUAUCUACGAGGAAUUCGUGGACAUCUUGUAGCAGCAAGACGCAAAACCCAGGAAUCUGCACCGCAAGAGCUCGAACCACAUAUGCUGGCUAGGAAUACUAUUCUCCAGCGCCAUUCAAACCUUCCGCAAUAUUCUUAUAAUGCUCAGCCAUUUCCUCGUCCCCAGAAUCCUAACACCUUCGCCGACGCCGGCCCCUAUGCCGGCCCCCCCCUACCAAGAAUGUCACAUACCUAUCGUCCACCCCCACCAUGCCAUUCGUCUACUAUGAGCAAUGGGUAUCAUUCUCCCUAUGCCCAAAAUGUAGACUCUAAUAAACCAGAGACUACCCAUCCCGACUACCGGCGUUAA